AUGGUCUCCACUGGAAAAAUUGAGCCUUUUGACAAUUCAAGUGAAAAUUGGACUUGCUAUAAAGAAAGAUUAGACCAGUAUUUUAUUGUCAAUGAAGUAGACGAUGGCAAGCAGGUACCAGCUUUGCUAUCUCUGAUCGGUUCAAAAACGUACGGUACAUUGCGGGAUUUGUGUUCACCGGAUUUACCCAAGGAUAAAACUUAUGCCGCACUCUGCAAAUUGCUUUCAGAGCACUAUAACCCUGAACCCCUGUUAAUUGCGGAACGCUUUAGAUUCUGGAAACGCAACCAGAGACCGGAUGAGACUGUGAGUCAAUUCAAUGUCAGUCUCAGGAAACUCGCGGAACAUUGUAAAUUUGGAGGAAAUCUUAAUGAUUCAUUAAGAGACAGAUUUGUUUGUGGUUUAAAGACCGAAAGUAUCCAAAAGCGAUUAUUAUCUGAAAAGGACCUAACCUACGAGAAAGCCAUUGAAUUAGCCACAGCAAUGGAAUGUGCACAGAAAGACGUUAAGGAGCUGCAUGGAGCUACCCAAUCUCUGAAUAAACUGACAUUAAGAAAGAAACAAAUAGCAAAAACACAACCACAGGCACUAAAAAGCGAAUCACCAUGCUACAGAUGUAACAGAACAAACCAUAAACCUGACCAAUGUAGAUUCAAAGACGCUACCUGUAAUAAGUGUGGACGGAAAGGACACAUUUCCCCAGCAUGCAAUCAGCAACAAAGACCUAGUCAACAGCAAAAGAAACAAAAGGGUAGAGCUAAGUUACAUCAAGUGGAGGAGGAAGAGAUUGAUAUAGAUAGUUUGUUCAAACUAGAUGAACAUGACACCGGAACGAACAGGGAACCUAUUUGGUUACAACCGAUAGUAAAUGGCAGAAAGGUCAGAAUGGAAUUAGAUACUGGUUCGGGAGUUUCUAUAAUUCCUAUGGAGAUGAAAGAUACCUUGUUUCCAAAUGACACAGUGCAUGAAUCAGACUUGAAAUUGAAAACAUACUCAAAUGAAACCUUGUUACCAGAAGGUUAUAUAAAGUGCAAAGUUAAUAUCCACGGUCAAGAGAAGGAUUUGAAGUUGUAUGUAAUGAGAAAAGGAAAAGUCCCUUUGUUUGGAAGAGAAUGGUUGUACGCCCUAAAGUUAGAUUGGACAGAAAUAUGGAACUUAAACCUAGACAGAGUUGCACAACUUAAGAACAAAUACAAGGAUGUAUUUGACAGAGACUUGGGUAAAGUGAAGAACUUUAAGGCUAAGUUGAAGUUAAAGCCAGAAAGUACGCCAAAGUUUGUAAAGGCUAGAAGCGUGCCAUUCGCUAUGAAGCCGCAGAUUGAAGAAGAGUUAGAUCGUCUUGUAAAAGAUGGAGUUCUGGAGAAAGUCGAUACAAGUGAAUGGGCAACCCCUAUAGUACCUGUUCCUAAGAAGGAAGGCAUUAGGAUCUGUGGGGACUUCAAAGUGACCAUUAACCCAUUGUUGGAAGUGGACCAACAUCCCUUGCCUAAAAUAGAAGACAUAUUUGCGUCACUAGGGAAAGGCAAAUAA
Messenger RNA from Mercenaria mercenaria, 1530 nucleotides. RefSeq lists its product as uncharacterized. The transcript has a single exon. The record is from RefSeq and is a predicted model, not a curated record. The coding region runs from base 1 to 1530 and encodes 509 amino acids. Gene Ontology annotation, molecular function: nucleic acid binding; zinc ion binding. NCBI's taxonomy places the organism in Eukaryota, Metazoa, Mollusca, Bivalvia, Venerida, Veneridae.